AUGGCAGAAUCGAAAAAUGUUGCAUUGGUUUUCGGCGCCAGCGGUAUCUCCGGCUGGGCUGUCACCAAAUGUGCUCUCUCAUACCCCACGUCCACUACCUUUGAUAGAGUGAUCGGCUUGACAAAUAGGCCAUUAUCUCUGGAGAAAAGUGGGUUGCCGCAUGACCCUCGACUGGAGUUGCAUCACGGAGUAAAUUUACGUGGGAAUUUUGAUGAGGUGCUGUCUCAGUUGCAAGAGAAGGUUUCUAAUCUGGACGAGGUCACCCACGUGUAUUAUCUUGCCUACUCUAAUGCAACUGCAUACUCCGUGGAUGUGAUGGCUAUCCGGGAUAUCAAUGAGAAAAUGACCUAUAACGCCGUGCACGCUGUCGACCGGCUGUGUAAGAAUUUGAAGUUCUUCGUGCUGCAAACUGGAACAAACAAUUAUGGAGUCGCCGUGUUUCGCUUCCAGGAACACAUCGAGAUCAAUCCUCCCUUACGCGAAAACAAUCCGCGCAUCCCGUCACCCUGGGGGGAUGAGAUCUUCUACUAUGCGCAGGUCGACCUCAUCAAGGAAGCCAAUAAGGGAAAGCCUUGGAAAUGGUGCGAAGUUCGACCAGAUCAGAUUGUCGGUCACGUUCCUAUUCCAACAAGCAUGACAUACGUCGAGCCUCUCGCGCUUUACUUGAUGCUGUACCGCUAUUGUAACGGCCCCGGUGCCACUGCUGUCUUCCCUGGACCCUACACAAACUACGUCCACACGUAUACGCUAUCCUCGCAGGAUAUCAUCGCCCGUUCCGAGCUUUACCUAUCUGUCGAGAAGCCAGACGAGGCACACGGAGAGGCAUUUAACACGGCCGACAACGACACGCCAUCAUCUUGGACCGUCGCAUGGCCUAAGAUGUGCGAAUACUUUGAUCUUAAUGCCGAAGGCGCAAGCCCUGAGGACAAGGGCUGGAAGGACAUCGACAAGUGGUGGCUCGCACACCAGGACGACUACCAGAAGAUGUGCGCAGAGUACGGUCUGCGCCCUCGUGAGAUUUCCGAGGCGACCUGGAUUUUCCUUUCAGCAGGCUUUACAUUUCUGGGUCGCAAUCGCGAGUUGAGUUUGGAUAAGAUUCGAAGCGUUGGAUUCACGGAGGAGUACCCAGUUGCGUAUGGGUAUUUCCGGGUGUUUGAUCGCCUGGCCCAGGAGAAGAUUAUUCUCAGCAAGGAGGAUUGGACUAAAUAA
Molecule: messenger RNA, 1209 nt
Organism: Penicillium griseofulvum
Lineage: Eukaryota; Fungi; Ascomycota; Eurotiomycetes; Eurotiales; Aspergillaceae
Product: SDR family oxidoreductase
Exons: 4
Coding region: 1-1209 (402 amino acids)
Source: RefSeq, a predicted model, not a curated record